Emys orbicularis (European pond turtle) is the source of this 1239-nucleotide messenger RNA. It is a transcript of the gene QTRT1, whose product is annotated as queuine tRNA-ribosyltransferase catalytic subunit 1. Gene Ontology annotation, cellular component: cytosol. NCBI's taxonomy places the organism in Eukaryota, Metazoa, Chordata, Testudines, Emydidae. The transcript is spliced from 10 exons. The coding region runs from base 1 to 1239 and encodes 412 amino acids. Gene Ontology annotation, molecular function: tRNA-guanosine(34) queuine transglycosylase activity. The record is from RefSeq and is a predicted model, not a curated record.
AUGGCGGCGCCCAAGGAGGCGUCACGUGACUCCCAGGCCAAGAUGGCGGCGCCCAGCAGUUGCGGCCCGGCGCUGUCCCUGCGCGUGGUGGCCGAGUGCGGGCUGAGCAAGGCCCGGGCCUGCGAACUGCGGCUGCCGCACGGCCCCGUGCUCAGCCCAGUCUUCAUGCCCGUGGGCACGCAGGGCACCAUGAAGGGGAUCACGGCCCGGCAGCUGGAGGGGCUGGGCUGCCGCAUCUGCCUGGGCAACACCUACCACCUGGGCAUGAGGCCGGGGCCUGAGCUCAUCAAACAAGCCAACGGCCUUCACGGGUUCAUGAACUGGCAACAGAACCUUCUCACGGACAGCGGCGGGUUCCAGAUGGUCUCCCUGGUGGAGCUGUCCGAGGUGACGGAGGAGGGCGUCCGCUUCCGGUCUCCAUACGAUGGGGAAGAGAUCCUGCUGACGCCGGAGAAAUCCAUCGAAAUCCAGAACGCGCUGGGCUCAGACAUCAUGAUGCAGCUGGAUGACGUGGUGAGCAGCACCGUCACGGGGCCCCGGGUGGAGGAAGCCAUGUACAGGUCGAUCCGCUGGCUGGACCGCUGCAUCGCCGCCAACAGCAAACCCGACAAGCAGAACCUCUUCGCCAUCAUCCAGGGCGGGCUGGACCCUGCCCUCCGCACCAAGUGUCUGGAAGAGAUGACGCAGCGGGACGUGCCCGGCUUUGCCAUCGGGGGGCUGAGCGGCGGCGAGGCAAAGGACCACUUCUGGAGGAUGGUGACCCUCAGCACCGACCGCCUCCCAAGGGGGAAGCCCCGCUACCUCAUGGGGGUCGGCUACGCCACGGACCUGGUGGUCUGCGUCGCCCUGGGCUGCGACAUGUUCGACUGCGUCUUCCCCACCCGGACGGCGCGCUUCGGCUCGGCCCUGGUGCCCUGGGGCUCCCUGCCGGUGAAGAACAAGCAGUUCGCCAAGGACUUCCGGCCCAUCGAUGAGAACUGCGGCUGCCCCACCUGCCGCAGGUACAGCCGGGCCUUCCUGCAUGCCCUGUUCCGCAGCGAGACGGCAGCCCUGCACCUCCUCACAGUGCACAACAUCGCCUACCAGCUGAAUCUGAUGCAGUCGAUCCGGGAGAGCAUCGUAGAGCAGAGGUUCCCGCAGUUCGUCCGGGACUUCAUGAGAACCAUGUACGGCAGCCGGGAGCGGUACCCCCCAUGGGCCGUGGAGGCCCUGGCCUCAGUCAAUAUCACUCUGGAGUGA